This is a messenger RNA of Pangasianodon hypophthalmus (striped catfish), 4430 nucleotides long. It is a transcript of the gene ggt5a, whose product is annotated as gamma-glutamyltransferase 5a. Gene Ontology annotation, biological process: inflammatory response; leukotriene D4 biosynthetic process; glutathione catabolic process. The transcript has 12 exons. NCBI's taxonomy places the organism in Eukaryota, Metazoa, Chordata, Actinopteri, Siluriformes, Pangasiidae. The record is from RefSeq and is a predicted model, not a curated record. Gene Ontology annotation, molecular function: leukotriene-C(4) hydrolase activity; glutathione gamma-glutamate hydrolase. Gene Ontology annotation, cellular component: plasma membrane. The coding region runs from base 33 to 1703 and encodes 556 amino acids.
UUGUGUGUGUGAGUGUGUGUCAGAUCGCAGACAUGCCCCGCAGGAGGAAGGAGCGCCUGCGAGCGGGUGUGUGUUUCGCUGUGAUCUUCAUCGUGCUCAUCCUCAUCCUCAUCAUCAUCUGCACGGCCAAGUUCCCGGAGCGGGAUGAGUGUCAGAGGGGGAUGUUCAGGAAAGCAGCUGUGGCUUCAGACUCACUAACAUGCUCCAACAUCGGCCGCGAUAUCCUGCGCUCUGGAGGUUCGGCUGUAGAUGGCGCUAUAGCUGCUUUAAUAUGUACAUCAGUAAUGAAUCCACAGAGUAUGGGCCUUGGUGGAGGAGUUAUAUUCACCAUCAGGGAGAAGAACGGUAAAGUGAAAAUCAUUAACGCGAGGGAAACCACACCAAAGGAUUUUAAAGCAGAUCUGCUCUCCAAUUGCGGCAAUGAUACAGGUGUGCACUGGGUUGCGGUUCCUGGAGAACUGCGUGGUUAUGAGCGUGCUCAUCGUCUGUACGGUCGUUUGCCCUGGAAACGUUUGUUUGAGCCUACGAUUCGUCUGGCCAGAGAGGGGGUUAAGGUCUCUGCCAUGCUCAGUCGCUACCUGUUUGUCUUAAAGGAGCAGCAAACAGCACUGAGUUGGUUGUUUAAACACCCAAAUGGGACGUUGUUGAAGGAGGGAGACACACUGAAGUUUGAGAAACUCGCCGACACGCUGCAGAGGAUUGCAGAUGGUGGAGCCGAAGAGUUUUACAGCGGAGACGUUGCUCAGGCGCUCGUCAGAGAUGUUCAGGCAGCAGGUGGGAAUCUCACGCUGGAGGAUCUGAAAUCGUUUAAAGUCACUGAAUCAGAAGCCUGGUCUGUUUCUUUGGAUAAAUAUACAAUGUUCUUCCCUCCUCCGCCAGCAGGAGGCGCCAUACUCAGCUUCAUCCUCAACAUUAUGGAGGGUUACGCAAUGCACCCAACGUCUAUAAAAAAUCACGAGGGCGCGCUAACUUACCAUCGCUACGUCGAGGCGUGUAAAUUCGCUAACGGACUGAAGCAGUUAAUCAAAGACCCGAGCUUCUCUUCAAAUAAGGAAGCGCGCGCUCUGAUUAAGGUGGAGUUUGCUGACCGUGUGCGGGCGAUGAUCAGCAGUAAUAUUACCCAUGAUGCUCAGUACUACAACAUGACACCACACGCUGACACACAGGGAACCACACACAUCUCUGUGCUGGCUGAAGACGGGACUGCCGUCUCUGUUACCAGCACCAUCAACCACAUAUUCGGCUCGAGAGUUUUAUCUUCUAACACAGGCGUCAUCCUGAACAAUGAGCUCGCUGACUUCUGUGGCAGAACGAAACACAUUCACCCAGGAGAGCGGCCACCCUCCUCCAUGGCUCCGGUGGUCCUCUACUCCCCGUCUGAGAAACACACUCUGGUAAUCGGAGCUUCAGGAGGCAGUAUGAUCACCACCGGCAUGGCCAUGGCGCUGAUGAAUUACCUCUGGCUGGGGAAAACUCUGAAAGAGUCCAUCGCCUCACCUGUCGUAUAUGUGGACGGAAAGAACGAACUCGGGUUUGAGAAGUCAUUUGAUCAGGAUGUGAUUAAGGCUCUUCGGCGACUCGGUCACACCGUCACAACUCGACAAUAUUUCUACAACACAGUUAACGCUGUGUCCAAGCAUGAAGACGAGUGUGUUAAUGCCAUUUCUGACAGGCGCAAAAUGGGUGAACCUGCAGGAUACUGAACACCACACACACACACACACACACUUCAAACACCCAAAGCUAAACACCACACACACACCUCAAACACCCAAUGCUAAACACCACACACACACCUCAAACACUCAAUGCUAAACACCACACACACACCUCAAACACCCAAUGCUAAACACCACACACACACCUCAAACACUCAAUGCUAAACACCACACACACACCUCAAACACCCGAUGCUAAACACCACACGCUUAACACCACACACACACCUCAAACACCCAAUGCUAAACACCACACACACACCUCAAACACUCAAUGCUAAACACCACACACACACCUCAAACACUCAAUGCUAAACACCACACACACACACCUCAAACACUCAAUGCUAAACACCACACACACACACACACCUCAAACACUCAAUGCUAAACACCACACACACACCACACACAAACCUCAAACACCCAACGCUAAACACCACACAAACCUCAAACACCCAAUGCUAAACACCACACGCUUAACACCACACACACACCUCAAACACCCAAUGCUAAACAUCACACACUGAACACCACACACACACACCUCAAACACCCAAUGCUAAACAUCACACGCUUAACACCACACACACACCUCAAACACCCAAUGCUAAACACCACACACUGAACACACCUUAAACACCUCAUUCUUAAAACCACACAUUGAAGAACACACACACACACACACACACACACACUGAACACCAUACAUCUAACACUAUUAUAGAUCUAAUUAGUCACACAGUUAACCUCACGAUUAUAAGUAUGCGCUAAAAUAACAUUGAAUAUCACAGAUAAUAAUCACAGAUAUUGUAUAUCUUAUUUAUCUAUAUGUACAAUUUUGACAUAUAGAAUUAAAUAGACUUUAAUGUCUUAUGUUUUAUUUUGUAAAUAUAUUUUUAUGUAAGUUAUUGUGAAUGUUUUUAGUCUGAGAUUUCUCUCACCCUCAUGUUCUCUCACUCUGAUGUCCUCCCCUUGAUCUUCCCUCACCCUGACAUUCUCUCACUCUGAUGUUCCCUCACCCUGACGUUCUCUCGCCCUGACGUUCCCUCAAGCUGACGUUCUCUCACUCUGACGUUCCCUCACCCUGACGUUCUCUCGCCCUGACGUUCCCUCAAGCUGACGUUCUCUCACUCUGACGUUCCCUCAAGCUGACGUUCUCUCGCCCUGACAUUCUCUCACUCUGACGUUCCCUCACCCUGACGUUCCCUCAAGCUGACGUUCUCUCGCCCUGACAUUCUCUCACUCUGACGUUCCCUCACCCUGACGUUCUCUCGCCCUGACGUUCCCUCAAGCUGACGUUCUCUCACUCUGACGUUCCCUCAAGCUGACGUUCUCUCGCCCUGACGUUCUCUCACUCUGACGUUCCCUCACCCUGACGUUCUCUCACUCUGACGUUCCCUCAAGCUGACGUUCUCUCACCCUGACGUUCUCUCGCCCUGACGUUCUCUCACUCUGAUGUUCCCUCACCCUGACGUUCUCUCGCCCUGACGUUCUCUCACUCUGACGUUCCCUCACUCUGACGUUCCCUCACCCUGACGUUCUCUCGCCCUGACGUUCCCUCAAGCUGACGUUCUCUCACUCUGAUGUUCCCUCAAGCUGACGUUCCCUCACCCUGACAUUCUCUCACUCUGACGCUCCCUCACCCUGACGUUCUCUCACCCUGACGUUCUCUCACUCUGACGUUCCCUCAAGCUGACGUUCCCUCACCCUGACGUUCUCUCACCCUGACGUUCUCUCACCCUGACGUUCCCUCACCUUGACGUUCUCUCACCCUGACGUUCUCGCACCCUGACGUUCUCUCGCCCUGACGUUCCCGCGCUCUGACGUUCCCUCGCUCUGACGUUCCCUCGCUCUGACGUUCUCUCACCCUGACGUUCUCUCACCCUGACAUUCCUUCUGUGUCUGUGUGAAAUUUCUGUGUUUAUCUUAGAACUAUGUUAAGGAGUGUUUAUUUUGAACAUGUGACCUUUGUUGACCCCAUGACCCCAACCAUGACCGGAGUAACCCUUUCAUAACUUCCCUUAAUAAUACACAGGGUUGUUUCCUGUUUUAUUUAAAAUCCACAGUGUGUGUGUUACUGCACAGGAAGUGUGUACAAAACCAUCAGAUUGGCAUUCUCUAAAAAUUGCGUAUUUCCAGCAGUGAUCAUUAUAGAGAAAUAAAGGGACCAAAGGGCCGUGUCCCAAACAUUAGCACAGAACAGAAGCGUUCUUACUAGAAUUAAUUCUAACGAGUGAACAUGGAUUUAUGUUAAACCUGAUGUACACUUUCAUGCAGUGCAUUAUGGGUAAUACUCACUCUGACAUCAGGAGGUCUCAUUAGAACAGAGCCUGUGUUUUAGAGUUCAGUACAGAGCUUUAAAAUGGCUGAUGUUCAAAUAAAAACAUUAGGAAGAAUUAAACUGUAGCAUUUGGGAAAAAGCCAGAAUUCAGAAUGUAAUAAUGUUUGUUUUUAACCAACCUCUGCUGUUCGUAUUUUUUAAAAUUUUAUUUAAAUAUUAAAUAAAAUUUGCAAAUAUAGACAUUUCCCAUGAACUCUGAAAAGCCUGUGUCUGUCAUGGUUUCAGAUUUAAUACUUUUAACACUUCUUUAGAAUUUCAUCUGAUUCUUAAAAAAUAAAACAAUGUUUUGGACAAAAAUAAACGAUACAGAGUGUUCCUGUUUACCCCAAAGGUACUCAAUCGGCCAAAACGUUCCCCUUCAUUUUUUU